UUUUAGAUUGGAGAGCCAGUUCCCCAGAAUCGCACUCCCAGUAUAAAAGCCGAACCACUCGCUUCUAAGUCGCGCAACAAUUAUAAUUAUCGCAAGAGGAACUGCAGUUGGAAACCGCGAGACAAUAGAAAACAAAAACGCAGCAAAUACCGUACAAAUCGGAAACGUUUAUGGCGCGCCAGGAGAAGAGGAAAAACCAGCGCCCCGCCGCCCCCGCCUCUCAACACAAAAACAACAACAACCAGAAACAGAGCUAACACAAAACUGAAACAAGAAUCAUAUAUUUUUCCUAUCAAUUUUGUAUGGUUAAAAAACGCUCCAUUGAUUUAUUUCGAGCGCACUGCCAGAGUUUUCAAGCUUCUUAAGACGUUGCCAGCUGUUUCUACCGCCCUCCGUUUCCCAUUCUUCCCUCCUUCGUCAAACGAAAGCGAGAGCGCGGUCAACGUCCUGCGUAGAGAGAAACCGCGGGAAGGCGAUAAAAGCAAAGGUGAGCGAAAGGACACCGGCAGCCUCUUCUUCUUCGCCGCUCCCCAAAUAAAUACAGAGGAAUUUUGAAGUGGCAAAAAGUUGUUAAAGAUAAGGUCCAAAGACCGGCAAUCGUAAUCAGCAACGUAAUCCCCCGCGAACCAGAAAAAUAAGCCAAAAUGCGCCUGUUUCCAGUCCGAUUCUCCGCUGCCUCGUCCUCGAUGGCGAGCUUGGCCAAAAUGCUCGACUUUUACUCUGGCUUCAACCCGUCGCCCCUCUCGAUAAAGCAGUUUAUGGACUUUGGUCAAAAUGCAUGCGAAAAGAAGUCCUACAUUUUUCUGCGCAAGGAGCUCCCAGUUCGACUGGCGAAUAUCAUGAAGGAGAUCGCCCUCCUGCCAGACAACCUUCUGCACACGAGGUCCGUGAGCGAAGUGAGCUCCUGGUACGUCAAAAGUUUCGAGGAUGUGCUGGUGUACGAGAAGGCCGAGCCAACGCAUGACAAUCUGCAAAAAUUUGUGGCCGAUUUAGAUCUCAUUAGAAACAGGCACAACGACGUGGUGCAGACGAUGGCUCAGGGAGUGAUCGAAAUGAAGGAGAACGAGGGGGGCCAAGUGGACGCUCCCACCGAGAGCUCCAUUCAGUACUUUUUGGAUAGGCUGUACAUGUCGCGAAUCAGCAUUCGAAUGCUGAUUAACCAGCACACCCUGCUCUUCGGAGGAAAUCCCCACGCGGGUGGCCGGCACAUCGGUUGCCUCGACCCCGCCUGCGAUCUGUCGGACGUGGUGCGCGAUGCUUAUGAGAACGCCCGCUUCCUGUGCGACCAGUACUACCUGACCAGUCCGGCGCUGGAGAUCCAGCAGCACAGCAGCGAGCCCGGAGACAACCUGCCCAUACGCACAGUGUACGUGCCAUCGCACCUGUACUACAUGCUCUUUGAGCUCUUUAAGAACUCCAUGAGAGCGGUGGUGGAGCACCACAACCAUGACAACAAUGACACCCUGCCCCCGCUUAAGGUGGCCAUCUGCCAAGGCAAAGAAGACAUUUGCGUGAAGAUCUCUGACCAGGGCGGCGGCAUUCCCCGCUCCCAGACCGACCAGCUCUUCAAGUACAUGUACAGCACGGCACCGCAGCCCUCGAAGUCGGAUCUGCACACGGUUCCUCUGGCGGGCUACGGAUAUGGUCUGCCGAUCUCAAGGCUGUACGCCCGCUAUUUCCAUGGUGACAUUGUGCUGCUCUCCUGUGAGGGAUUCGGCACCGACGCGAUCAUUUAUCUAAAGGCUCUGUCCGACGAGGCCAACGAAUUGCUGCCGAUCUUCAACAAGACAAGCUCAAAGUUCUAUCGCGCCACCGUGCCCACGGGUGACUGGUCCAAUCAGGUAAAGCACCCUAAGAAGAAGAAGACGAGCGCUGUCAGCCAGUAGACGUGUGAAAGUCCAUAACGAAAAAAGCAAGAAUGAGAUUGGAAAUGAAACGAACCCGCCUGGCUGUGUAAAAAGUUUGCGCCACCCUGCACCAAUUGAAUUCAACCCAAUCCCAGCAAGCCAGCAACCCUCUUCCCACACCCGCAACCCAGUCAAGUGAAAAGUGUUUAUUUAUUGUUUAAUGUCAUGUUAAUGUUAAAUACGAGUUCUGUUUGUAUGUGCCCCAACUUCCCCAACCGAUUGUUUUUCGCAAACUGCUUUUAAAUAUUGUCAUUUAACAUUUGACAUUCCACAAACAUUUUUGGCCUUUUUAAAGCGGGCUUAAGUUCUUUUUAAUUUUUGUUGGGAAGCGAGUGGCGCAGCGCCCUUGGCUUUAUAAUUACGUUUGUAGCAACUAAAAUCCAAAAAUAUUUAUAUAUACACACAUAUAUACACGAAAAUCGUACAUACUCUAACUUUUACAGAUGUUUUGAAACAUUUACGAAAUUAGCUUUAAAUUGUGGAUUUUAUUUGGGCUAAAGCCCGAACUGCAUGCAACGUUAAAUUACAUUUAUCUUUUUAAGCACAUUAUUUAAAUUUAUUGGUUAAGAAAUACAAUUUUAAACAAAUAAACUGGAACGUCUACACCAAAACUAGUUGAUUUGUCAACCCA
Molecule: messenger RNA, 2538 nt
Organism: Drosophila ficusphila
Lineage: Eukaryota; Metazoa; Arthropoda; Insecta; Diptera; Drosophilidae
Gene: Pdk
Product: pyruvate dehydrogenase (acetyl-transferring) kinase, mitochondrial
Exons: 5
Coding region: 645-1886 (413 amino acids)
Biological process (GO): regulation of glucose metabolic process; protein phosphorylation
Cellular component (GO): mitochondrion
Molecular function (GO): pyruvate dehydrogenase (acetyl-transferring) kinase activity
Source: RefSeq, a predicted model, not a curated record